Monomorium pharaonis (pharaoh ant) is the source of this 2410-nucleotide messenger RNA. It is a transcript of the gene Oseg5, whose product is annotated as intraflagellar transport protein 80 homolog. NCBI's taxonomy places the organism in Eukaryota, Metazoa, Arthropoda, Insecta, Hymenoptera, Formicidae. The coding region runs from base 1 to 2307 and encodes 768 amino acids. Gene Ontology annotation, molecular function: protein binding. Gene Ontology annotation, biological process: cilium assembly. The record is from RefSeq and is a predicted model, not a curated record. The transcript is spliced from 16 exons. Gene Ontology annotation, cellular component: cilium; centrosome; intraciliary transport particle B.
AUGAGAUUUAAAAUAUCUGUGCAAGAAGAUAAUGGGCAUAAAAGAUUACUCACUUGUGUUGCAUGGAGUUCAACAGAAGAAAUUUAUUCUUGUGGGGAAGAUCAUUUAUUAAUAUGCUGGCAUUUAGAAGGUGGUAUUGCACAUUCCACCAUUGUGACCGAAUUUCCAAAUGAUUUUUACCCUACUGAUAUGCAAUGGCAUCCACGCCCCAACACUGAUAGUAUUGACAAGAAAUCUUCUUUAGAUAUAUUAUUAAUAACUACAGCCGAUGGAAAAUAUCACUUGGUUAAUAAAAAUGGUCGCAUUGAAAAAAGUAUUGAGGCCCAUAAAGGUGCUACUAUAAUAGGUAGAUGGAGUACCGAUGGUUCUGCAUUAUUAACAGCUGGAGAAGAUGGAUUAAUUAAGAUUUGGUCUCGCAACGGUAUGCUUCGAUCUACAUUGGUAAAAGCAAAUCUUCCUAUAUUAACAUCCAGCUGGAGUCCUGAUUGUUCAACGAUAUUGUAUUCCCAAGGUGGAAAUUUGCUUCUUCAGUCAUUUAACUCUAAUUCCAAACCGUAUAAGUGGCAUGCACAUGAUAAUCUCAUUCUAGUUGCUUGCUGGAAUCCAACAAAUGGGCUUAUAGUUUCAGGUGGUGAAGACUGUAAGUAUAAGGUAUGGGAUGCUACUGGUCAUCAAUUAUAUAGCAGUAAUGUGGGUGAUCAUCCUGUGACAGCAAUUAGCUGGUGUCAUUCUUCUGGCAGUUAUUUUGCUGUUGGGUCUUUCAAUACAAUCAAGCUUUGUGAUAAAAAUGGGUGGUCACAUUCCAUGGAAAAAGUAAACACUGGAAGCAUUUACAGUAUAGCUUGGUCCAGCGAUAGUACGCAAGUGGCUAUGGCAUGUAGUAAUGGAAAACUUUUAACUGGACACGUUAUAGAUAGGAGAUUAGAAUGGGAUAAUUAUGAAGCCACAUUGACAAGGAAAAAAGUAAUCGAGAUACGAGAAGUCGGCGACGAAGCUCGUGAAGUAUUAGAAAUUUCUGAUCGUGUUGUACACCUCGAAUUUGAUUUUGGUCAUUUAGUUGUCAUCACACCUGCUCAAUGCCAUGUAUAUUCUGUGACAAAUUGGAAUACACCAGCGAUAUUUAAUUUAAAAAGGAGUAUCAUCUCUACUGUUCUCCUUGCAGAAAAGCAUUUCUUAAUUGUGGAAUGGAAUACUGUAUCAUUAUAUAGUUACCAAGGCCGUUUAUUAGGUAGUCCAAGAUGGAAAGGUUUUUCUUCAGAACCACUUUAUCCUGCUUGCAUAUCAUUAUGUGCUGAUACUUUAGUUAUAAGGAAUCAAAACAAUGAAAAACUGCUUCAUAUCUUAGAAAUACCUUAUAACAAGCCGAUAGUAGAAAGUCAAUCAUAUCUACAUCUGCAUAACGUAACACAAGCGGCUUUAAAUUAUAUUGGUGACAUAAAAAAUCGACAAUUGGCAUUAAUAGAUGCCAAUAAAGAUUUAUUUUUAGUUGCAAUAAGGAUUACAGGUUUCGGAAGAAUAUGCAAAAUAGCUGCAAUGGCACAAAAUAUUGCAUGGGCAACUGACGCAAAUAUAUUAGCUGCAAUGUUGGAUGCGAAUCUAUCAGUAUGGCUGUGUCCUAAUUGUGUUCAUUAUAGUGAUCGCAAAGCAAUACGACGAACAAGACUUGAUAAAGAAAGCAGUGAAUUUGGAAAACAACCUAACAUUGUGAGUGUUCGUAAUGGUAUGGUUAUGGUGAGACGUGGAGAUGGUGCUAUUGUAGCUUCAUCUUUUUACAAUCUUUUCAUAAGUUUUUAUGAACACAUAUCGAAUAAAAAGUUGAAAGAAGCGCUGUCUCUUUGUCGUAUAGCUCAGAAUGAGGUACUAUGGUCUUGUAUGGCUGUCAUGGCAACUGAUAAUAGAGAACUGCAUGCUGCUGAAGAAGCUUAUGCUGCUAUUUGUAGAUUUGAUAAAGUAGAUUAUAUUAAAUAUAUUAAGAAUUUGUCUUCUGCGACGGAAAGACAUGCAGAAAUAGCGUUACUAGCAGGAGAUCUGUCAAUGGCCGAAGGUGUACUAUUACAAAAUGGUCUGAUUAAAGAGGCUAUACAUGUCAACAUUCAAAUUUAUAAUUGGAAUAGAGCUUUAGAAUUAGCAAGAAAAUAUAAAAAACAACUCGAGGAAGUUUUAAAAGCAAGAGCAAGAUAUUUGCAAAUUAUUAACAAGAAUGAAACCAAUCAUAGUUUCCUCACAUUUAUGGCAAACAUUUCGCCAUCACAAUUGAAUCAAGAAACUAAUGAAACAAAACUUAAUAUAAAAAAUGAUACUGAAUAAUGCAAAUAAAUCAAUGUUGAACAAAACAUAUCAAUUUCCAUAAUAUAAUAUGAAAAAUGAAAUACUUUAGUAUGCCUUACGUGGUGAAGGAGAGAAAAACAAA